CUGAAGUUAGGUGCAAAUAUAUGAAAUUGCCCUUUGAAGCUAAUACAUUUGUUGUUAUUCCCUUACUCCAUAGUGAGAGUUCAAAAUGAAUAAGAAGUACUGCGUAGUUGAGUUUGAUGAUGGCCUGCAACUUAUUCCAAGACUUUGGAUCAACAGCGACAAUGAAGCUUUCUGGCCGAAUUUUAAAACUACAGCUAAAUACAACGCUGCCGUUAAAAAUUCAAUAAAACCUGGCAUAGAUUGGCAAAAAUGUCAAAUUUUAAGAAUUUUAUAUUCUACAGAUAAUUAUGAGUAUGGAUUAAAAAAAGUGAAAGAAGCUGAAGAUGAGAGUGACAUUUGUACAACAGAUCCAGAAGAAGAAAAGAAAAAAAGAAAGUACAAGGCGACAAAAAAAUUAUCCAGCUCCGAAGAUGAAAUGGAUACAACAAUUGUACAAAAAAGGCAAAUAAAACAUCGCGAAACAAGAUAUUCUUUAUCAGACGAUGAAGAUGAAGAUACUGCAUAUCCAACGUUUCCAACUGACAAAACAGUUAAUUGUACGCCUGCAAAAGAUACACGAAUGGAAGUUCCCUCCCAACUAACAAUAACCUUCCAGGAGGACUGCAUGAAAUUAUUACAAAACGUCCAGAGAAAAGUAGUGGCAGUGUCCCUGAUGCAACAGGAAAUAUUGGAUAGGUUGAAUUCGCUCGAACUAGGAGUUGUUGAAAGGGAAAAAGAUUUACCAAAUGAUGAUCCGUGCAGAGAAAUUUUUGAAAGUGUGUUCCCUGUAAACACCAUUGAAGAAAUGGAACGUAUCAACAACAUGUUAAAAACUAAUGAUAAUUUACGAAAAUAUGUUUUUCAACGAAGUCGUCUUCUGUUGGGGAAGGAUACAAAAACUUCAAUUGUAAAUAUUCUUCGAGCUUUCUUAACAAAUUCUUGUGCGGCAUGUUACAGUUGGGUUGGAGCAAAGAAGAAGAAUAUGUUUUGUGAAUUAGAGCUGGUCAAAAUUAUAAAAGAUUCAAUUCGCAGUCAAAAAGGUAAAGAACUAACUUCAGACUAUGAAAUAUCGGAAGUUAUAAAGAACUGGCUAAGACUGGCAACAUUAAGGAAGGACCGGGAAAGAGAAAAACAAGAGCGAGCAAGAACAGAAUGAUGUAAUUUAAUAAGAUUUGAAAAAAUAAAGUACUUUCUUAGUAUUCUGGUUAUGUCUCAAUAAUAUUUAAAAUAAUAUCUCAGAUGCACUAAGUAUAUAAGCUGCGAGAUAUCUUUGAGAUAUUUUUAAACGGU
Messenger RNA from Phyllotreta striolata, 1269 nucleotides. NCBI's taxonomy places the organism in Eukaryota, Metazoa, Arthropoda, Insecta, Coleoptera, Chrysomelidae. The record is from the annotation of a GenBank genome assembly.